Ooceraea biroi (clonal raider ant) is the source of this 12795-nucleotide messenger RNA. RefSeq names its product serine/threonine-protein kinase Smg1 (gene nonC). Gene Ontology annotation, molecular function: protein serine/threonine kinase activity; protein binding. Gene Ontology annotation, biological process: phosphorylation; negative regulation of macroautophagy; TOR signaling. Gene Ontology annotation, cellular component: nucleus; TORC1 complex; cytoplasm. NCBI's taxonomy places the organism in Eukaryota, Metazoa, Arthropoda, Insecta, Hymenoptera, Formicidae. The record is from RefSeq and is a predicted model, not a curated record.
UGCCAUCGUGCCAACAGGAAGUUGCGCCGCUGUAUAUAGUCUGACCGCAUAGAGGAAUAGACAUCCAAGCUAGCGAACUCUUGAGUGUGUCCUCUCAUAACCUCUGAAAUCGGGCAUUCUCGAGCUUCUGUAAUUUUCGCGACAACCAAUCGACUUCUACUAAUCGACGAAUAUUCGCCGGCCUUCUCCAGAUUUCGCGUGGUCGGUUGCACGUUCACGUGAGAUUUGCUCGAAAUUGGUUAUAUCCAUAAAGUGUGGGUCAUGCAGACCACUUGCAGAGUAAUGUAAUGAAUAGCUGUGGGAGCUCUAAUACUAGCACGAGGCUACGUUCCAAGUGUAUCGAGGCUCAAGACGAGUCUAUAAAUCAGGGAGGGGAAGCAGAGAAAGAGGACGGUAGAGUGAUAAGUAACUACGGUGUGAAUGACUUUAAUGUACCACGCAGCACAUUGGUCAUUUGUCAACGAAACUCUACCUACUCAGAUCACAGCUUCGGCAGGUUUAAACCAAGGCUCAGUGGCGUUCCAAGAAAUGAAUUCCGAAUGGCGCGCGGUAGCAGUUCUGCGGAUCGUGCCAGAGGUGGAACACGUGGGAGGGCCUUCAAUGAAAGGCAAAAGAAGAAUGAAUCAAACUCAGAGUCCAGCUAUCACUCUACAUCUAGACCCAAGUUUCAAGAAUCGUUGAAAAAUCAUGAGAAUUCACAGGGGAAAUACUAUGACGAUAAAAGAAUAAAUGAGGACUCGAGAAUUUCCAAGCUUUUGCGGCGGUUGUGCCGCGAGGAUAACUACGAUCACUUUAUGGUACUUUGCAAGCAAGUACAGGAGGGUAUUGUCGCGCCAGAAAAUCAGCGAUACAUACGACGGAACUUAGAAUCUAUUUGCGAUAAUCUGUUAGAUAUAUUGCACUCCAGUCCCGGCCAGGAAGCAAAGCAACAGGUUGCAAAAUGCUUGGGUCGAAUCGGAUACGUCGUGGAACAAGAUUUCAAAAGAUACAUGGAGUGGAUCUUCCAGAAAUAUUCAUUGGAACACAAAGAUGAUAUAAAAUGCCUUUUAAUGAAAGCAGUUAUUGAAACGCUCAUGAUGGAUUCCGAAACAUCCAAAUUAAAGGAAUUCUCCGUGCCGUUGAUGUCCCAAUUACAAUCAAUAUUAGAAAACGUCGAUAGAGCAGAUUUAUUAAUGGUGACAGUCGAUGCCAUAUUGCUGAUCAUAGAUUCCUAUCCGGAAACGUUCACGAAUCAUUUCCGCGACACCGUGGACAUACUCGUGGGUUGGCACAUCGAUUCCACGCAGCAGAAGUCGGUCGUUAUCUACGCAAGUCGGUGCUUGCAAAAGUUGCGCUCCUUCUGGAUAGCGGAUCUGCAAUUCACGCUGACGUUACUCGGACAGUUUUUGGAGGACAUGGAGAGUUAUGACGAGGAAUUGAACACACCCGACUCCGGCCGUACGUCACCCGGCGACGAUGGUUCGCCGACGCCAAGGGAGUGUAUCCUGCGAAUCACCUCGUUGAUAUCCGUCUUCAACACAGUAACGAAGAGCAUAUCCGAGCACCUAAAUCCAAACCACGAACCGAGCGUGCAGUGGUCUUUUCUAACGGAUUGUCUGUCGAAGAUGCUGAAGACCGUUGUGAAAGCGAUCGAGUUAGAAGGGGAAAACGACGUCUGGCCGAACUUCAUAUCCAAUAACAUGGGAAAUUUGAUCAAGUGCAUAAAGAGCAUCAAUUCAUCGCAGCAACACGUCGAGAUGCUCUCGAAGCACUUCAGUAAGGAUGAAAUCGCCGAGGAAAAUCUCGUCAAGAUGAUCAAGUCACUGACUAUAAAUAACAAAAAUGACAAGAGGAACUCAAAGAUAGCCUCUGAUAGAGGCACCGUGUCCAAGGAGAAGGAGCAACUGUUGAUGGACGUAUUGCGUUCGGUGGAACCGAGAGCCAAGCAGAUCGAGGACCUGUCGAAGGAGAAGGAGGAAUUGAUCGUAGUUGCGAAUGAAUGCACGUUCUUGCUCCUCGGUUACCUUCAAAGCCGCAUCGCGAAGAAUCACGAACUUCUGUACAGGUUCAUCGAUCUUCAGCUGCAGAGAGUCAAUAUUUUCUGGGAUGACACCGUUAUCUCGAUGCUGAACACAAUAUCGAAAAUAAUAAAGGAGGUGUCCGCGAAUCUGCCACUGGAGUUGGUGCACACGCUGCUCGGCAAGAAUUCGGCACUGCUGAAACUGCGAUUCCGCAAUUCUGUCGCCAUUCAAAACGCGAGUCUGGGCGUGUACCACAGCCUUCUCAGCCUGAAGAAUAUACCGCUGCUGCAGGAAUCUUACCGUUACAUACUAGCAGACCUGGAGAUCGCUUACAGACUCGUAUUAUCCGAGAUGGACAAUUUAGCCGUGGACAAUCCAUUGAACGAUUUAAGAUACAUGAAGAACGACGUUGAGACUGUGGUUGUGUUUAUACUGCGUGCGCUUUCUGAUAUAGCAAACGCGAGUAACUCGAUUAUCGGAAUGUGGGCGUUGAAGCCCAGUAUCCUGGAGCUUCUCGCAGUCAAGUUGAAACCGUAUGACACCGCAGUAGCCAUGGCCAGUCCGUUUCUGCAAUACAGCAUCUUGUAUUUGCUCUACGCACAUUGCUCCAGGUACAAUCACUUCAUUCCGAGUUCCAAUCUGAUAAUGGGCACGACCGCUUGUCGUCCGAUAGACAUGUUUCCUGGGACUUUGGAUGUGCCAACCACGUCGCCAACCAGCGGCCACUUGUCCAUAAUCCUAAAUCUGAUAGCUAAAACGUACAAUCAGAGCACGCCGGUACAGACCUUGCUUCUGUUGUCCAAGUGGAUGCAAGAAAUCUGCAUACAGUCGGAAAAUUACAUCGGUAUCUUGAGCAAAACGCAGGAGUGCCAGAACGUCAUCGCGAGUUUGAUCAACUGCGGUGCCACGACUAACAACAGGAUCGCCGUCGCGGUGUGCAGUCUCUUCGAGAUCCUGAUGACCGCGAAGAACGUGGUGUGGAAGCAAGAGAUUUACUCGAGCAUCGUGGAUCUCGCGACGUUGCAACUGAUGUCGUGUAACAAGACUGUUAAUGAGAGAUACAGCUCGCUGCUGAUGCGUAUGCCCAUUAACAUUGUUAUACCAAAGUUGAACAAAGAAUGUUUAUUCUCGGACACGAAGAAAAUUCGUGAGAUCGAGACAUACUCGAUGGAAUCAUUGACGCUCGCUCAGAGAUUGCACAUGCGGAAUAACAAUAACGGAGAAUUAUUGGCGCAACACUUCAAGACGUACAUGGCAUUCUUGCUGCAAGAACGUUAUCUCGAUGGAUCUGGCUUGUCGGAGAUCUUCACGCUGUGCUGGCCGGCUAUAUCGGAGAACGAGACUGCAGCAAGGAUGUACGAUUUGGCACUGGAGAAUUGUUCGUUCUUGUUCUUCUGGAGCGGUUUUGAAGCGGCACAACACUGCGUGCUCCACAAGCUUCGCACUUCUCUGGGGAAACCGCAGGAGACUUUUACGUCGAUCGAGAGCGCCUUGAAAAUUCUGGCGCGCGAGAUAUCGUACAACACGGACAUGGUGAAAAGGGAAAAGCAGAGCUUGGAUCAUAUCCUGCACGAGCACACGCGGGUGAGGUUGUUCAUAGAGUUCCUGGAACAUCUGGAGAGGGUGAUUCACAAUGCUGCUGAUGGUUGCGCGGUGGCACUGCUACCACUAUCAAAACCAGUCAGGACUUUCUUCCACACGAACAAGUCAACGUGCAAGGAGUGGUUGAACCGCAUACGAUUGGCGUUAUGCGUGGUCUCGUUGCACUCGGGCCUGGCGACCAGCACGUUACGAAACGGCCAAAGGUUGCUGGAAGACCUGAAUAAUGCCGAUAACACGCAGGGCAUAGAGUUCGAGAGAGCCACACUGUGGACGGCACAGGCGAUGGUCGCGCUAGGUGAAGCGGAAGCGUUACAAGGCCUUUACGUGUACACCAAGGAGAGGGACCGAAAGUUCCCGUGGUUAAAGGCGGCGAUGGAAGAAGCCGCCGGCCACUACGAGUCCGCGACUGAAGCUUACAAGCAGAUCAUCGACGAACACUUGACGCACGCCAAGUCAAGUGACGACGAGAGCAACGGAACCGGUAAAGUUGAGAGCGACAAUCAAGUGCUGAGUUUCUGCAUGCAGCGACUGGCCAAUUGUUACAAAGCGGUCAGCGAUUGGUCCGGAUUGGUGGACUGGAAGUUACAAGAAACUGACAUGCUGGCGCAAGAGAGGAACGCUGUUUUGAAGAAACAGAUCACAGAGAACAUCGUCCCGCAGCAGGCGAACUGCCUAAAGAAGUAUGAAAGCGACGAGCUGAUCAGUUUGGACGAGUUGACGAAUUGGAACAUGCUGGACGAAAUGAAGAAGAGCAACUGGAGCUGCGCGAAAACCCUGGUCGAGUGUAGCAACAGUUUGACGAACAUUGCAUUGAGACUUCGCAUUAAUGAUUUCAAGGACACGUUCGAGAGCGAUAUAGAAAAGUGCCAGAAAGUCGCAGCCAAAACAAUGCAAGAAGGUCUGCGAAAUGUGCCGUCCGAGUAUCUCAGUGAUGCAAUAUUGCUUCAGUAUUCCGCGGCGGGGCUAAAAAAUUUAAUAUGCGGUAAAAAUGAGAAGAACAUUUUUGACCUGUACAAGAUUGAUAAAAUCAAUCACAUCAACUCGAAUAUUCUAACGCAAAUCUUAUGGUGGUCCGAGUAUCUGGAUCAAGGAUACGACAGCAACUCCACGGAAGUGGACAGUCUACGACUACACGUCAUUAGAACAGCCAGGAAGGAGGGCAACUUUAAUUUAGCGAAGCGAGAGAUGAUCAAGUAUUUCAAGCUGGAGCAUAACCUGAUACAAGUGAAAGAUCCAAUCGCUUGCACCUUUACCGAAAUCACGGGCAAUUUAUUGAAUAAUUCCGUCCACGUGAAAUGGACGAAGAACAGCAUGCGCGCGUUCAGAGAAUGUUCCAAAUUGUUGUAUAACAUGGAGAACACGAAUGAGGCCUUGAAGAUGUGCUGCGUGACUGCGUUGGGCAUCUCCCAGGCGAUUGUCAACGGUGAACAGUCCACCGAUCUACGAGAGAUGGGAACGAAGCUGCUACUUACCCUGGGCAAGUGGAUGCAGCAGGACAUCAACAUGAACGACAAUCCGCAAUUGGAGGAACUGCUUCGAUUCGAGGCCGUGCACAACGACGGUUUAAUGGACAAAUUGUUCGGCGAUACGGUUGACCUAAUCCCGACAUCAGACAUGAUAAUCGGUAAAUUGAUGCAGCUCGGCGUAAAUCAAUGCCCGGAUCUGCCGCUUGCGUGGUCAAGUUUUGCCGCUUGGUGCUACAAAUGGGGUCGAAAGAUCGUCGAUAACUCCAACUCUGGCCAGUUGACCGACACCGAUCGCAUGAACAUACAAUCCCUAUUGCCGAUGGAUAUAGCCAAGGCUGAUCUCAACACCGUCUUCUCUAUACUCAGCCAGAACAAGACCAUACCGGAAGACGAGGGCGACAUAGAUACGAACGACAUAAAUACGUCCGACAUGAUAGAGAAUCAGCUGAGGAAUGUGCCGGUUUUGAGUCACGCCAGCAACGAGCAUCUCGGCAUGUUGGUCGAUAUUUGGCGGCAGGCGCAGAAGCGGAUUUACUCGUACUACGAACUAUCAGCGAACGCGUACUUCAAGUACUUGCAGCUGGCGAACAAUGAGAGCAACGAGUGCGACACUAUUACAGCGACGUUGAGGCUGCUACGACUUGUAGUUAAGCAUGCUUUGGAAUUGCAGAACGUGCUCGAAGCCGGUCUCUCGACGACGCCAACCGCGCCCUGGAAAGAGAUCAUACCGCAGUUGUUCUCGAGGCUCAGCCAUCCCGAAGCGUACGUGAGAACGCAGGUGUCCGAGCUACUCUGCCGAGUGGCGGAGAACUCGCCGCAUCUAAUCACAUUCCCCGCGGUGGUAGGUGCGGUCUCCGGCCAGAAGACUUACGAAAACAUCGUUUACGACAAGUCCAACGAUAACGACAGUUCGCAGAACGAUUUGGACUUCAACGCCGCCGAGGAAGACGCUGUGUACAACGACGAGCACGAGAGCUUCAUGGAUUCCUGUUUCUCACAACUGGUCGACUGCCUCUCGAGCCGCAUUCAGGAUUCGAUCGUCCAGGUGAAGCUGCUGGUGAAGGAGCUCAGGCGCAUCACCUUGCUGUGGGACGAAUUGUGGCUGGCGACGUUGUGCCAACACCACACGGAAAUUACCAAACGAUUCGAGCAGUUGGAGCUCGAGAUACAGCGAGUGCAAGAUAACGUCUGGCUCACGCCGGAAGAGAAGGAUAAGCUGAUCGCGGAGAAGCAUAGAAUCAUACUGAAACCGAUUACAUUCAUACUGGAAAAUCUCCUGUCGAUGACGUCUGUGCCCGCGGAGACGCCGCACGAGAAGAAUUUUCAGGAGAAGUUUGGCGCUAUCAUAGAGGAGGUGAUAAACCGCCUGAAUAAUCCCAAGAACCCGGCAAAGCCUCAAAUGGCCAGUUUGGCCCUGAAGCACCUGGAGACAAAAUUAGCGCAGCGUGUACACCGACGAGCUGCUUACUCUCUGUUAAUGACGGACAUCAGUCCCAUCCUAGCCAAUUUGAAAGACACCUGUAUCGCCAUGCCGGGCGUCGCUGCCGUCGACAACAGGAUUGUCACGAUUAUGUCGGUAGACAACAACGUUCAGAUCCUGCCGACGAAAACGAAACCCAAGAAGCUGAUAUUCCAUGGCUCCGACGGCCACGUUUACACGUACCUGUUCAAGGGGCUGGAAGAUCUACACCUGGACGAGAGAAUAAUGCAAUUCCUGAGUAUAUGUAAUACCAUGAUGUCAAAGAACAGUGAUACGAGGAUGUACAGGGCACGGCACUAUUCGGUGAUCCCGUUGGGUCCUAGAUCUGGCCUGAUUCAGUGGGUCGACGGCGUGACGCCACUGUUCGUAUUGUAUAAACGGUGGCAGCAACGCGAGUGCGCGAUGAUCAGCAAGACCGGUGGCGGCAACUCGGCGAUCAUGCGACCGUCGGAAUUGUUCUACAACAAAUUGACGCCGUUGCUGAAGGAGCGCGGGAUCGGCUUGGAGAACCGGAAGGAAUGGCCCAUUCAAGUGUUGAAGCAAGUGCUGUCUGAGCUGAUGAGCGAGACUCCAAAGGAUCUUCUGGCCAAAGAAAUUUGGUGUAACAGCAUUAACGCUGGUAGCUGGUGGCAAGCCACGAAAAACUACUCGUAUUCUGUCGCUGUGAUGUCUAUCAUUGGCUACAUCAUAGGAUUAGGCGACAGGCAUCUUGACAACGUUCUUGUCGAUCUCAACACUGGAGAAGUGGUACACAUCGAUUAUAACGUUUGCUUCGAGAAAGGGAAGACCCUACGCGUCCCGGAGAAAGUGCCGUUCCGUAUGACACCAAACAUCAAAGCGGCUUUGGGAGUAACCGGUGUCGAGGGUAUAUUUAGGUUUGCUUGCGAGCAUACUCUGAGAGUGAUGCGCAGAGGCCGCGAGACGCUCUUGACCUUGCUGGAGGCGUUCGUCUAUGAUCCUCUAGUAGACUGGCGAGCGGGCGCGGACACCAGUAUAGCGAGCUAUGGUGCGUGCCAGGCUAGAGCAAGAUGUACCGGCAUCGGCAGGAAACAGCUGGAGCAAGAACUCACACGUGCGAUGUUCGCUGUGAGAACGGCGGAAAUGCGCACGGAGUGGUUGACAAAUCGAGAUGAAUUGGCCAGAAGCUUUCCGCUGUUGUGUCAUCACUUGAAUUGCUGGAUCGAGGCGACCGAAGCCGCGCGUCAGUGCCAAGAUUUAUUGCAAGACCGACAUCAACAAUUGGCUUUGGUGAAAGAGGCGCAGGCGAUGGGUCGGAAUCACGUCCUGUAUUCCGUCGUGAAGCGAUACAACGCAUUCAAACGAGCGCGAGACGCUCACGAGAAAGCGAAGGCCGGCUUGAAGGAGAAGAUAGACGAGUGCGAAAAGCAGAUUAACAUGCAUAACAUCGCGUUGGCUACAGUACGCGGACCCCAACUGGGACAGUGGCUGACGGAACUGGGAAGUUCUUCGAGUCAAAAGGACCAUGUGGUGUUCGAUCUCGUGAAGGAGUUCUUACAGAACGCCGGUCAGAGUCAGAUGAUAUUGCAGUGCGAGCAGUCGGAGAACGAAUUAACGCAACUGGCCAACCAGCAGUCCAUCUUCAUCAGCAACUGUUUGGACCUCCUGAGCCAGUAUUCCGCCAUAUGCAGCCUGUAUCCCCUCAGCACCCUGUCGCAACAUCGCACCAUGCUGUAUCACACGUGGGCGAAUAAAUUGCUGACCUCUGGCACCGUCGAGGCGUGUCACGAGGUGAUGGCGCAGCUCGAAACGAAUCUGGAGCUCGUCAAUCCGAACAAUCCUCAAGUCCAGCAGAUAAUAACGUUCUCGUAUCAGAUGCAAGCGAUUUUAAAUGAGUCGAACGAGAGGUACAAGAAAGCAUACGAAAGAGUGGUGUCUGAGGGUCUACCGGAGGCCGGAAAUAGGAUCGAGAAGGCGUACACCGAGUCGAGGACUCAGAUCACGGCGUUCCUGCGGCGAGAGAAAGGCGCGGAGAGAGCGCUCGAGUGCGUAAAUAUCAGUGCACUGUGCGCGCUGAAUAAACGAUACCUGAUGAUGGAAGGCGCUGCAAAGUGCGCCGGAGACUGCCUGGUAGACCUGACGUCCCGCGAGGGUGACUGGUUCCUGGAUGAGAUGCGGUUGAUGUCGUCGCUGAUUGCCGAACUGGUGACGCUUAUACCGGAGAAUCACAAGACGAAUAACGAUCCGAAGAUCUCGCUGAUACUCAAGUGUCUAAAGAGCGCCGACUGCAUCUACAAAGGCCUGCAGGAGCUCAACUAUAACUUCCAGACCAUCAUACUGCCGGAGGCGAUGAAGACCAUCAUCACGGAGGAGCCGAGCGUCAUGCGGAUGAUAAGCGAGCUCAACGAGAUAAUAAUACUCACUGGGAUACCCCUCGAUCAGCUUCUGACGCAGCUCGAGAUACACCUUCGAUUCACCGUGAUGGAAAUGGAGAGUCCUCACAUUAUGGUGCAGGGUAUAGUGGCCAACAUGAGAUUGCGAUUUGAAACGUUACUGUCGCGACCGGCGGAGGUUCAGGACCUGAAUCAAGAGGAAACCUUGACGCCCGGUCAGAUGUUGCUGAUGGGUUUCAACGGCUUGUUCGAGAAAUUACAGAUGGAGGGUAACGCGCUGGUGACCACGCUGAGCUCACUGGACAUCUCGGUAAACUGGAAGAAGAUCGAUCAGAUACGCGAGGCGAAAGAGAUGUCAGCACCCAUCUUCAACAAGGCUGCCCGACAGGUCUUGGAAGACAUCUUUCUGAUCAAGAGGCUGCACACCAUACGAGAGUUCUUUAUGAUGUGCAGAGACAUUGCCACUGCGUUCAAGGGCGGACUGGCGAACGUGUACGACGACGAGCAGCUGAAUAAACCUGUUCGAGUGUUCACAGCCGAUUAUGUUUCAAGACAGUUGCUCGGGGUGACGUCGCAGACGUUGGCGAUUGCCCUGUGCUUCCUACUGCAGCGAAUGGGCCUGAAUGUAACUACCGAGAUCGAGCAGAGAGACAUCGGAGCGGAGAGCAAAGUCUCGCUGGAGGAGUUGUGCAGAAAGACCGUGGAUCUAGGCCUGAAAAGAGGAUUGUUCUCAGGCUCGGUCCUGGCUCAAGCAGGUGUACUUAGCAGUACGUUGGAAAGCGCCUGGCGGCGAAAACAGGGGGCCAGGUUGGCGCAACAGAACGUCGAAGUGGCCAGGGCCAGUGUGCAGAGAUUGCAGCUUCAGUUAAUGGCCCAUCGUUGGCUGCACGAAGAUAUUAUAAUGCCGAGGAUGAAUUUGAAUCCGAUGAAUCCGAUGAAUCCAAUGAAUCGUCUGAAUCGGUCUACCUUUAUGCUGGAAUUACGGAAAACGGCGGCGACACUGUCGAGUUUGCAGUCACGGGUGUGCGAAGUACGCGAGCAACAGCAGAAUCUCGUGUCGAGUGCUACGCAACGUCUGAAAUGGGCUGCUGGCGCUAAUCCAGCGCUAGGCGAGGUAAUGUCCGCGUUCGACAACGCGGUCCUCUCGUCGUGCGAGAAGCUGACGAGGCAGCACAAUCUUGCGGCGAUGGUGGUGAGCACGUGCAACUCUAUACUGCACUACGAGGCUCUGAGAACUAAAACGUCGGAGAGCGUAACGCACGACACGAAUUUCGUCAAGCUGGUAAAGCACUGGGAGGAGAGCUGUGUACUGACAAUCAACCUGAACAUCACCGUCACAAUGAUAGAAGAGAGCCUUGUACAGCUGCUGCAAUUGGAGAACAACGUGGACGCCAACUGGCUGAAGCAGGCCGAGAAGAUCGUGUCCGAGGCGAUAGUCGACACGCAGAAGAAGCUGCAGGAGAAACAGGAGGCGCUGUUUACGGCCGAGGACUACUUGAGGGAGCGAGUAACGAAUCUUCAGAACGUGCUGACGGAGCACCAUCGACUGAUGUCAGAUGUUCGCGUGUUGUUGAAGACGAUGGCGAAGCAAGAGAACAUUGUCGGUCUGCAGGACUACCUGUCCGCUUAUCGUUCCUUCACGGAAAGCAUAUCGGCGAUGGUGAAGGAACUGGAAUCCGAAAACUUCGAAUCAACCCGCGGUGUGGCGAUCAAGGACGAACUGGAGGCAAUGGCGAUCAAGGUGCCGGGCUUGUACAACGAGCUGUUGGAGUUUGCGAGCGAGCAGAAGUUGAGCCCGCCGGAGAAGCCAGACGGUCUGCCGAAGAAGAAGGGCAAGCUGAUGCGGCAGGACAGCGUGUGCAUGAGUCCGAGGAAGGGGGUACCGUUGACCAGAGAUCCGACCACAGGCAAAGCUGUGCAAGAACGCAACGCCUACGCGUUGAACGUAUGGCGUCGCGUACGUAUGAAGCUGGAGGGCCGCGACCCGCAACCAUCGCGCAAGUACACAACGGCCGAACAGGUGGAAUACGUGAUACGCGAGGCGCAGAGCACCGACAAUCUAGCUCUACUCUAUGAGGGCUGGACACCGUGGGUUUGAACGGACGGCGGCUGGCGUCUGUGCGCCCCGAUGGUUCGGCAUUCGUUUCACACGGUACUCAAACUCGUACCGUUACGUCUACGUCGCUCUAUGUCGCCGUAGGAUGCAACACGCUCCGCCCUAAAUACAGGUGGCGAAGUGUCCGGCAAAAACGUCAUCCGGGAAAUAAGUCAAUAGGAAAACGAGCUGGUUUUCAGGUCGAUCGUGGAUCGAUCACUUCGGCGCGACAACUGAAAACCCACUGUGCUGAGUGCUGAUUCUAUAGUUGUCUCAGAAACGAGGCUGGCGUGCGGUCUGUUUAUGGGUUUAAGGGUAAACGAAUGUCUUUCUUUUUUUCUUCGAGGGAAACGCGAAUCGUAUGUAUGGUAUGUAUCGUAAACGCGGAUUAGUGUACGGGAUAUUAAAAAAAAACAAAUGUUAUCUUCUUAGAAGCCACGAAUUUUUGGGAGAAACAUAGAAUCGGCUAUGUUCUUACGCUAACGGUGUAGUCGCGAGAAAUUCGGCGAAAAGAUAUUGACGGGAAGAGUCCGAUGACAAUGAUGAAAUAUCUCUAAAUGACUUUCGUAAUAACGAUCGUGCUACCGAAGACGAUAGCCGGCGCAGCCGCGCGACGCUGUCGUAUCAGGUAAAAAUGCAUGGCGCUUUAAUCGAGGUCAUCCUUAAUCUGAAUCGGCUUGUGCCGACGUAACGUUAUAUUUUAAGUAUAUGUACGUGGAUACCGUAAAUGCAGGCACGUUAAUUCGACGAUUCAUUCGAUAUCAUUCGAUUCAGAGACCGCAGGUACAAUUAUUGCAAUAUUAUCUUUUAACAUGGUGGAAAACAAGAUUAGACAUCUGCGACAUAACAGGAGUACGCUAUUAUUGUUGAGUUGUAUGCAAUUCAAUAUCGGAAUCGACGCAUACACGUACAUCAAGCAAAUACAUUCACACACAUGCAUAACGCACAAAAAAAACAUAGGAACAUACGUACGCAUAUGCGCGCGAAUGCAUGUAUUUAGAAAAUUUAUACCUCGGGAAAUAAUCGCGAUUAUCAUUAAUUAACAAGACAAAAUUUCUUGCAAUAAACAAGCAUAGUUUUAAAAACUGCUACGUCGAUUCGAUUUGAUUUUUAAUAAUUCUGAGCGGAAAACAUCGGCAUUCUACACGUUCUCGUUACUCUUUGGCAUAUUUCGUUGAGUAAUUCUUCGAAAUACUUAAAUAACGCUGUCGCAAAAAUGAGCACUUUCUCAUUCUCAUUGCAAGAGUAAUAACGAAGCCUAUUUCUUUCAAAUAUAUCAAGUCUCUUCCGCAAAUUUCACUUGGUUAUGAUUAGAAUCAUAUUGAUCGGAUAUCGUAAAAGUUCAAUUAAUUUUAAGUAAUUGAAUAUUAUAUGUGUCGAUAAUUUGUUACAAAAGCAAAGAUCAAAUUGAGCAAUGCAAUUCCUUUUAAACGCACUAUAAAAUUUUGUAUACGGCCAUACGAUUUUUACUUCCAGAAAUUACUUCUGAUAACAUAGGCUGCAGUCCAGUUGACGUUCAGUCCAAAUUCUUCAAAACGCUUCCUAUAUUUUUCCUUCUCUCAAGAAGAAGGAAAGAAAAUGCUUUAAAGUAUUUGGAACAUUAAUUGGACUACGGUCAUAGAAACAUACUUUAUACAACGAACGACUACAAGUUUGACGUAGACAGAUUUUAUUUGUGUAAACUCGGAAAAAAGAAAGAAUUGAUUACACUUACACUUAACAUCACGUAAUUUCGUGCAAUGUAAAACUCCUACUAUAUUACUUGAUGCAAUGCUGGAACUAAUAAGACAAACUGGAGACG